Argiope bruennichi is the source of this 910-nucleotide messenger RNA. Its product is annotated as adult-specific rigid cuticular protein 15.7-like. Gene Ontology annotation, cellular component: chitin-based extracellular matrix. NCBI's taxonomy places the organism in Eukaryota, Metazoa, Arthropoda, Arachnida, Araneae, Araneidae. The transcript is spliced from 4 exons. Gene Ontology annotation, molecular function: structural constituent of chitin-based larval cuticle. The coding region runs from base 22 to 639 and encodes 205 amino acids. The record is from RefSeq and is a predicted model, not a curated record.
CUACAUCAAUCUCCAUCAAAUAUGAUUGCUAAGGUCGCCAUCCUCUUCGCUGCCCUCGCAGCCGCCCACGCAUCCGUUCUUUUGGGACACGGUGCCUUGGUCAGCACUGGAGUCAGCAAUAGAGCUCAGACUCAGGAUGCUUUCGGCAACUACGCCUUCAACUACGGAAUCAAGGACGGUCUCGGUGCCAGCAACUCCCGAGCUGAAGUAGGAGAUGCCCACGGAAACAAGAAGGGAACCUACACCAUUGCCGAUAUCGACGGACGAGCCCGACGAGUUGACUACGUCGCUGACGGACAUGGAUUCCGAGCCACCGUCAAGACCAACGAACCCGGAACCGCCGCUAGCGCUCCAGCAGCCGCCCUCAUCGCCAGUCCCUACGCCGGACCAGUCGCCCCAGUCGUCAACCACGUAGCCCCAGCUGCACCCGCUGUUGUUGGACAUGCUGCUGCCUAUGGUGCUCCCUUGGCCGUCGCUGCCCCAAUAGCUUACGGUGGUGUCAUCGGACACGGAGCCGCCCUUGGUCUUGGACACGGACUCGGUCUUGCCGGACCACUUGGUCUUGGUCAUGGACUUGGUUUGGCAGGGCCCUAUGGACUCGGACAUGGAUAUGGUCUUGGCAAAGCCCUCAUCCAUUAAAAGUCUACUUUGUUUUUACUUUCCAAAUAAACGACUGUUACCACCAACAACUUCAUCUGUAAAUUGUUACAACAGCUGCAACAAUUUACACCAAACAAAGUCUUUUACCGAUGUCAAAACACCGGAUAUGUAUGGGAAAAUUACCUGUUGUAUUUGAAGCAACUUCAGACUACAACAUGGAUUUGGAUAUAAGGACAACUCUCAGCCGUGAUAAUAUUUAUUUGUAUUUUUUUUGUAUGUGUUGUAAAUAAAUGGUUUUAGCAAAUUGCUA